Molecule: messenger RNA, 837 nt
Organism: Emericellopsis cladophorae
Lineage: Eukaryota; Fungi; Ascomycota; Sordariomycetes; Hypocreales; Bionectriaceae
Exons: 1
Coding region: 1-837 (278 amino acids)
Source: RefSeq, a predicted model, not a curated record
AUGACAGCUGAGCAACCCCUCCGGUUCUGGGACAUUAAAUCCAGCCCCCCCGUCGAGAAGACAUGCUACGCCCCCAACCCCUGGAAGGCCCGCCUCGCGCUCAACUUCAAAGCCGUCCCCUACGGGACCACAUGGACUCCCAUAACGGACGUCACUCGAGUCCGCACCGCCCUCGCCGUGCCUCCCGUGCGCAAAUUCGCCGACGGCAGCGACUUUCACACCUUACCCUUGCUAUUCAACCCGGCCACGGGUGAGUACCUCGGCGACUCCUUUGACAUUGCCGUCUACCUGCAGAAACACUACCCGGACGCGGGCGCGGGUGACCUGUUCCCGCCACAGCCCCCGGCGGCGCUGAACUUCACGGUGCCUCCCGGCGCCGAGAUUCUCAUCCCCCUCACCGAGGCGCGGCCGGGCGCCUUUCAGGACUACGCACAGUUCAACGUCCACGUCGACGCGGCGUUUACGCUGCACGUGCAGCUGGCCAUGGACAGGUUCCCGUUUGACCCUGCGACCGAGGAUGCGAGCAAGGCCGUGUUCACGGGGCGCGCGGGCGUGAAUGCCUGGGAGGACCUUUUACUCACGGGCGAGGCGCGGGUCCAGAUGCUGGCGUCGUUCGAGCGCAUGCUGGGUGGUCUGGCGGUACUGUACAGGAGGGAUGAGAGCGGGCCAUUUUUGCUGGGGACCAAGGCGAGCUACGCCGACUGUAUUGUCGGUGGCUGGCUACGCAUGAUGGCUGCCACGCUGCCGUGGAAUGAGUGGGAGGCGUUGAGGGGCUGGCAUAACGGGACGUUUGGGCGGUUGCAUGAUGCGUUGGAUGCGUUUGCUACGGUCAAGUAG